Messenger RNA from Sitodiplosis mosellana (orange wheat blossom midge), 6126 nucleotides. RefSeq lists its product as uncharacterized. The record is from RefSeq and is a predicted model, not a curated record. Bases 4098 to 5570 code for a protein of 490 amino acids. Gene Ontology annotation, biological process: synapse organization. Gene Ontology annotation, cellular component: neuron projection membrane. The transcript has 8 exons. Lineage: Eukaryota; Metazoa; Arthropoda; Insecta; Diptera; Cecidomyiidae.
CCAAAGUAAGUCGUUGCGUUCAGACGUUUGUGUCGUCUGCGUGUGACACAUUCAAAUUAAAAAGCCACUUUUUUGAACUCAACAUCAUUUUCAUCAUUUCAUCUCCUAUCUCUUCAUAUCUUUUUGGAGAUAUACAAUUUCUAUUUUUGGAGAGCGGAAAAAAUUUCAACAGACAAAAGUGAAAUAUUCCGGUUAAUUUUAUUUUUCGUGCUGUUGAAUUCGUGAUUAUGCUCAAUUUUUAAGUGAAUAUUUGUUUUAUCAGCCAACGGAAAAUUUAAAAAAUCAACAUUUAAUCACCAUCAUCUGCACGCCACAAUCUCAUGCUGUGCUCGUAAAUUAAUAACACGCGCAAUACAGAUAUAGUUUAUGGAUUUAUGUAAAUAAAUAAGUGCAAAAAAAACAACAACAACAAAAAACAAAAUUGGAUAUACAUUAAAAUAUCGUUACUGUGUGCAACAUUUAAAAUUUGAAAAAUUCUGUCUCUGGAAAUAAAUGUGAGAAAAAAAUGCAGAGAAUUUAAAAUAUAAUACGGCUUAUUUUAAAAUAAACACUGUUCAUUCAUCUGGUGCAAAAAUUAUUGGUGACAGAAUAAAAAAACCUGACUGACUGUUAACCGUUAGACCUUUCAAUCCAAAGAGACUUUAUUUCGGGAUUUUCGAUUUGUGAGCGAAACGACCACGAAAAACUACAGUUGUUGAGAAGUACAUAUGGAUUUUUUGUUUUAGAACCGAUCGCAUUAAACGCAACGACACAUUGUGUUUGGAGAAAUCUGUCGAAAAAACAAACACAACUUAAAUAUACAUUAUAUUAAAGUCGACAUUUCACCAAAUGAAAAAAAAAACUGCCAUCGUUUUUCAUCGCAGAAUUUCAGUGAUUUCUGGACGUUGUGAACUCACAAACAUGCAUACACAUAAUUCUAAGAUUCAGAUGGUAAUAACAAUAAUAACAUAAAUAUUCAAAGUUUUCGGUGAUUCAAAAAGGGAGAAACGAAAGUCAAAUAAAUCACUUGAAGUGAAACCAACCAAGUUUAGUGCACAAUUUAUAUCUCGUGUCAACUGAACGCUCAAAUAGAAAUAUUCGCAAGCGAAAGUCGAAAGUAAAGCCAGAGAACGAAAAAAGAAAGAAAUAGAAAAAAAGAAACCGCACACGCAUAUUCUGAACCGCUAUCAAGAGUCGCAAAGAACCUUUUUUUGCUUCUUUGUGUUUGUGUCGAAAGUAAAAGCAAGUGGUGCUUGUUUGGCGAAAAAAGCAAACGUUGAAUCGGUGUGAAAAAUUCUUCUUUCUUUCUUCGGUGAAGUUGACACCCUUGAAAUACAAAUCGAAAGAGAAGACGCUGCCCUCCAAUUCGAUAACAAAUUUGUUCGCAUCAAUUUCGAUUUAUCGAAUUUUACCCGGUUGAAUUGGUGUGAACAAAAAAGUGUCAGAAUUUUAAUCUAUGAAAAUUGGUGUGAUAAGGAUAAGAAAUUGCUCUCGAACGUGUUAGCAUCCUUUUUCCGCUAGAACCGUAUCCAAGCAUAACCACCCUCUUGUGUUUGUUAUUAUUGUUCGUGGCCAAAAAGAGAGAGUAGAUACAGUGCGGUGGUGAGGUGACAGUGUGUAACCAAUUUUUGUGAUAAAAAUGAUGAUGGAUUGAAUUUGUGUGCCGAAGACUCUGACGAUGAUGAUGCUUGUUAUUCCAUUUGUUAAAUAAAUAUUGAUACAAAGCAAUUAGUGUUUACACAGUAAUUGUGGAAAUUUUUUGCUUUACACUGUGUCAAUCGGCUCAACAGUCGACCGUUCUCGAAAAUCGAACAAAGUAUGAUAUAUAGCAAAGGAAAAAGAAGAAGAAUAACAUUUUUACCGACACCCAUGUAGAAAGAUAUAUAGAAAGAAAAAAAAAAAACAUUCAAUUGGAUUUCCGUUCUUUCAAUACUGCAAACAUCAACAGAAAUUUUUGCUUCGCCCCAGCUGACGAACAGAAACAAAUAGCACACAAGAAAUGAACAAACAAAAAUAUAAAAGAAUCCAACGUUAAACAUAGCAAAUAAAAGAAAAUGUGAAGUGAAAUCAUAAAACACCAGAAAAGGCAGGAAGAAAAGAAAAAAGAAAAAAACAGACCGCGUGAAAGAGAGAAAGACGUGAAGUCACAAACACGUCAAAUGAAUGUCGCAUCGCAUUUAGAUCGUGUACACACCAUUUUACAUGCACAAUCUUAAUCCCAACGUCUAACAUUUAUUUAGGUAAAUGAAUAUCGCACAAGAGUGUGACAACCAUUUCAAGAGAAAGUGACACACACACACCACGAGUAUUUUGAUACCGUUCUUAUUCUAUUGUGCUUAGUGACACGGCAUAGAGAGGGGACACAGAACACUUACCUUGCAUGAAUAGGAGAAGUAAUAAAAUAAAAAUAUAACGAAAGAGAGAGAGAAAUAUAAACGAACAAGCGGAACGUUGAAAAAAGAAUGUUUGCUGUUUAUCAAAAGAAAUAAGUGAAGUUGAAGUGAUAAUCCAAAGUACACAUAACGCACCCAAAAGAAACCACCAUCAAUCCCGUAUAAAUGAGAGCAAAUUCCGUUUAUUACAAGUAAGUGUGUGUGCGUGCGUGUUUGUAUGUUUGUCCAUUCGCGCGCGACAGAAUAGCCCAACAAUUGCACUUAGUUCUAGGUGUCGUAAAUGGUGCGACGUGCAUUUUAACGAGAACAAAAAACAAUAACAAAUAAAUAAAAACCAAGCAGAACGAAAAUCCGAUUAAAAUCAAUACAAUCUGGAUUAUCUAAUGAACAAACAAUACAAGCGAAACGAAACAGUCCAACAUCAGCCACGAAUGAAUUUCGCUCGAGUGCUUACCAUUCUUAUCCGCACGCUCUAAAUAAUAUUCCUUGACUCAAGUGCGUCUCGAGCAGAGAGCAACGUAUUGCUUUUUGUGGUACUAGUAUUGCAAUAUACAACAACAACAACAACACACACGUAUACUCAUUUUGGCACUUCCAGUUCAUACCAAAAGCGUAAACUGACCGACUACACACUGAGCUUCAGCAUGAAUAAAGGUCACUUUGCCCGUGAGCAAAUUGCUCAGCUGUACAGCUGAAUCGGAGCCGUAAACAAGUCGAUGAUACACGUAUAGCCGGGAAAAUUGGUUGGCUUCCAUAUCCAAGUAAAGAAGGCAAAUUGCUGGCACACGAUUGGAUGCGAAUAACUUCAAUUGAACAGAAUAAUAAACGCAAACAAGAUCAUUCGUCAACAGAAAAUACCGAAGAACUUCCGGAACGAAAUCAUGCUUCAUUUAUUAUUCUUAUUUGAAUCGACAAUUUCCACAAGCCAAUCGAUUCCAAUGCAAAUUGAACCACCAGAAACAUUAUCCCAAUCAACAAUAGCUAUAUUUGUUGAAACAGCCAAAACUUUUGGCAUAUUAAAUGCUGCCAAUCGAAUUAAUUCAUCGGACAUCAAUGCAAUCGACCAAAUUUUCGUAUAAAUUACAUUUAACGUGAAAGACAAAUACAAAAUUCUCGGGAGGAAAAAGGAAGAAAGAAAAAUAAAAACAUUUUCAACAAUCUAUAUAUACACAUACUACACUUUUGCAAUCGUAAUCAUAAUCCGAAGGUUAUCUAAAAGUUAGAAAUUGUAAUAAGGCAUCAAGCAAAAAGAGACUAAGUCAAAUCACGCUCUGAAUGUCUAAUGAAUGAACACACAUACACACAGCGAGAGAGACAGAGUAAAUUAAUACAAAUCAAGCUAAAUUAUUCCAAUUACAUAAAUAAUAAUAUACAUAGCUAACUAACUAUACACAGCAUACACGUAUAAUAUUGCAAAGCCAUAUAUAAAAUUUGAUGUAAAACAUUUUCGCUUUAUUCAAAUGUUUUUCAUGUGACUGUGUAAAUGUGUGUGUUUGAACAUCCAUAUUGAAUGUGAUAGAUCUAAUCGUUUAGCUUAUUAAAAACAACAACAACAACAACAAAAAACCAAUAAACAUAACUCAUAAGACUAGAGCCAAUCAUUUUAAUCGCGUAGAUUUUAGUGCAAAAACCAUCGAAUCGGUAGCAAGCACACGGAAGGAACACCACAAUUGAUUUUAAACAUUGAAUCGAGAGACAUUUACGAGACACACACACGUUUUUAGGAUGGCCAUUUCGGUGCGAACUAACGUCAUGUUCACAUUAUCGGUUUUAAUUCUAUGCGGAACAUAUUACUUUGCGUCCGCAUCGCAGCGUGAUUCAUCCAGCUCAAAAGAUAAUAAUCCCGGUGCAUAUGGUUCCAAGCAAAAUGCCCUCGAUUUGGACGCAUUCAAAGUGGGACCGUAUUUUGAUAAAGCGGCCUCGAAAAAUGUCACCGCACUUUUGGGAAAAACAGCCUACUUAAAUUGCCGAGUGAAGAAUUUAGGAAAUAAAACGUCAUUGCUUCAAGUAUCAUGGGUGCGUCACCGUGACAUUCAUUUGCUGACGGUCGGACGCUAUACAUACACAUCGGAUCAACGUUUUCGUGCCAUACAUCAUCCGCACUCCGAGGAUUGGAUACUGCAAAUAAAGUAUCCGCAACAUCGAGAUUCUGGCAUUUAUGAAUGUCAGGUUUCAACAACGCCACACAUGUCGCAUUACAUUCACUUGAAUGUCAUCGAACCAUCGACCGAAAUUGUUGGAGCACCCGAUUUGUACAUCGAAAGCGGGUCAACCAUAAAUUUGACCUGCAUUAUUGAGGAUUCACCUGAACCACCAGCGUAUAUAUUCUGGAAUCAUAAUAAUGCCAUUGUGACAUAUGAUUCACCCCGUGGCGGUAUACGAGUGACAACGAGGAAAGAUGAAGCAUCCACAUCAUUUUUGCUAAUUGAAAAUGCCCAACCAUCGGAUUCUGGAGUGUAUCAAUGUAACCCAUCCAAUGCCAAAAGUAAAAGUGUUACAGUGCAUGUGCUAAACGGCGUUUCUCACUCUGUUUCCAGGGAAAACCCUAACAGCAAUGCAGUCCGGGGAUCGUCUUCAUCAUCAGCGAGGAACAAAUUAUCAUCUAUUAGUUUUUAUUUACUUCUUACAAUACUCAUCAAUAUUAUAUUCAUCCAGUGCAAUUUCUGGUUUAAAUUAUUCGAAUGGCGUCGAUAUGUAAUUGAGACGAUUGAUUUGAUUAUGGCACAAAUGCAAGCGCCAAUGGAGCAACAGCCAGAGUCGCCGCCACCGCCGUCAUCACUACCAUUAACAACAAUCAUUCUAGAUCGAUUUUCUACGAUGCAAUAUUUUUGGUUUCGCAUUCGGCAUUUAUUUCAGUGGUCUCAAUUCAUUUCGUUCAAUUUAUUGAUGCAUUUAGUGCAAUUAUUUAUUCGAAAUAUUCAUUUUAAUUGCACAUUGGUUGCAUAUGCCAUGACGACCACCACCACCACCGCCGCCGCCGUUGCUGCAGCAGCAGUGGCAGCUGCGACACAGCCAAUCAUACCGAAUGCAAAUGCAAUCACCCAAUUGCAAACUGCAUUAUUUAUCAAAAAUGAUGCAACAAUGGAUAAUUUCACUGGCAUUAUCGAUCAUGACAUGAAUUUAGACCACAAAUUGUUCUGUAGAGAUGCAGCUAAUCGACAAACAAUGAUCCAAAACAAACAAACUGAUCAACUGUAAAUUGAGUUUUUAUAUGUCAAUGUAAAUGUAAAAUAAAAUUAUAUAAAGAUACAACAACAACAACAACAACAAAAAUUACUCUACUGUGUAUAGAAUGACGACGGAUUAUUAGAUAACAAAUGUUUUAGGAUGCAAAUGCGGUGAUUAUGAUUAUGAAUGAGUUGAUGAGAAGUAAAAAAAGAAAAAAAUUUGAUCGAGGUAACACACCAAUUGCUUGUGUGUGAAAUGCUGUUUUAAAGAAUUAUUGUAAUGUUAAAAACCAACAAACGGAGAAAAAAAACCCAUGCUACAUGCAUACUUGAAAAACAAAUACAACUAAAUAAAUUAAAAUAAAAUACAAAAGAAAUAAAAAAAGAAGAAAAAUUAUAAGUUCAUUCUAGGUAAGCAAACAGACAGAAAGAACGUUCACACAUGAAGAGAGAGAGACAGAGAAAAAAUUAAGUAAAUUUAUUUAAUGAAUUUGUUGAUUUAAUUCAAAAGAAACAGAAAUUUAAAGAAAGAAAUGGAGAGAAAAAUGAAACUAUGAAAUAAAUAUAUAUUAAACUGUAUGAAUAAA